GAAAAAAAUGCCACACAGUGAGGUCCGCGGGAUGCCACUCUCCCGAGUCAUCCCCAAAUUCCAAAGACUGGAGACGGCCCGGACUUCCGUACGCGGACCCAAGAUGGCGGGGCCCCCGGUCGGGAAAACCACAUUCAAGAUGUCGGCUUCCGGUUUUUCCGGCGACGUCGCGCGUGGCCGGCGGGGCCACGCCCACUUCCGGCCCCUUUGCUCCGGCAUGGCUGCUUUGGGGACUUGGCUGUCCAUAGGUGUCCGGAGGUUGCACUGCAGUGCGGCGGCUCGGGCCGGCGGCCAGUGGCGACUAAAGCAGGGACUGGCUGCCAACUCUGCUGGCUAUGGGCCCCUCACGGAGCUUCCUGACUGGUCUUUCGCCGAGACGAAUUGUGCUGCUGACACAGGAAAUGGAUGCUGGAUUACAGGCAUGGAAGCUCAGGCAGCAGAAGUUGGAGGAAGAAAGGAAGCAGGAAAAAGGUCUUAA
This is a messenger RNA of Mesocricetus auratus (golden hamster), 478 nucleotides long. RefSeq names its product mitochondrial ribosomal protein L52 (gene Mrpl52). Gene Ontology annotation, cellular component: mitochondrial large ribosomal subunit. The transcript is spliced from 4 exons. The record is from RefSeq and is a predicted model, not a curated record. Gene Ontology annotation, molecular function: structural constituent of ribosome. Gene Ontology annotation, biological process: mitochondrial translation. The coding region runs from base 8 to 478 and encodes 156 amino acids. NCBI's taxonomy places the organism in Eukaryota, Metazoa, Chordata, Mammalia, Rodentia, Cricetidae.